CUGAGCCCGAGAGUGGCUGGAGAUUGGGGGAUUUGUAGGAAAAUGGGGAAACGGGACCCUUAAAGUGAUUUUGGGAGCGGCCAGAGAUGGGAGGGGAAAAGAUGUGGAAGGGGAAAUGGGGGAAGGAUGGCACAGAGGAAGCGGCAGCGCGGGCAGGAGGGUCCCAUGGCGGCCGUGGGGCACAGGGAGUGCGCAGUGGGGAUCCGGGUUGGCCCCCGGUGCUCUGGGGGUGCUGGGGGGGCACCCCGGAGCUGUGUCCUGCACUCACAGGGGUGUUCCAGAGGAUGAGAUUGAAGAGUGUCACUUGUUGAACGGCACGGAGAAGGUGAGGUUCGUGGAGAGGUUCAUCUACAACCGGGAGCAGUUCCUGAUAUUGGACAGCGACGUCGGGGUGUACGUGGGGUUCAUCGCCUAUGGGGAGAUGAAUGCCAAGCGCUCUAACAGGCACCCGGUUCACAUGGAGUACUACCGGGCUUUGGUGGACACGCAGUGCUGGCGAAACUACGAGCUUUAUGCCCCGUUCACAACGGUGGAGCGCCGAGGGGAGCGCGGGGCAGAGCGCGUCCCCUCGGGCCCUGCCCUGCCAAUGACCCUGGAGCUCCUGAAAUUCCCAGUAUCCCUCGAGUCUGGGAAUCGCCUCAGAGGCGGCAGCCCUCCUUGUGUCCAUCACUGGGACAUCCUCUCCCACCCAGUGACCCCCCCGUGGCUCCUCCAGCCCAUCCCAGUCCAUCCCGGUCACUCCCAGUGCUCCGCGGCGCGUCCAUCUCGGUCGAGCGUGGAGAUAACGCCUCUCAGCCAAUCACAGCUCGUCCCUCCGAUGACCCAUCUGUUGCUAGGAUGA
Molecule: messenger RNA, 841 nt
Organism: Haemorhous mexicanus (house finch)
Lineage: Eukaryota; Metazoa; Chordata; Aves; Passeriformes; Fringillidae
Exons: 1
Coding region: 116-841 (241 amino acids)
Biological process (GO): antigen processing and presentation; immune response
Cellular component (GO): membrane; MHC class II protein complex
Source: RefSeq, a predicted model, not a curated record